Phragmites australis (common reed) is the source of this 1033-nucleotide messenger RNA. RefSeq names its product non-specific lipid transfer protein GPI-anchored 14-like. Gene Ontology annotation, molecular function: lipid binding. The transcript has 3 exons. The record is from RefSeq and is a predicted model, not a curated record. The coding region runs from base 254 to 856 and encodes 200 amino acids. Gene Ontology annotation, biological process: lipid transport. Lineage: Eukaryota; Viridiplantae; Streptophyta; Magnoliopsida; Poales; Poaceae.
CCUGCUUUCACGGCACCCGCGCCCGAACCCAUCGCCGAUAGACCACACCGGCUCCCCCGCGCUCUCCACUUGCCGCGACGGCGCCCACAGGUGUGCCCACGCACGCUCUCACAAGGCCACGCCCCUCUAUAUAUCACCGGCUCACCGCACGUCUUCCGCGCCAGCAAACCCGCGCAAAUUCUGUGCAUCACGCUCUCACUCUUCCCUGCCCGAGCUAGCCGCAAGCUAGCUUCGUCUCUCCGAUCAUCUCUCCAUGGGUUCGGGAGCUCUGGCAGCAGUGGUGGUCGUGGUGGCGGCGAUGGCGGUGGUGGGUGUGGGAGGCGACUUCGCGGCGGACCGUGCGGAGUGCUCGGACAAGCUGGUGGGGCUGGCGACGUGCCUGACGUACGUGCAGGACGAGGCGGCGGCAGCGGCGGCGCCGACGCCGGACUGCUGCGCGGGGCUCAAGACAGUGCUGCAGACCAGCCGCAAGUGCCUGUGCGUGCUGGUCAAGGACAAGGACGACCCCAACCUCGGGCUCAAGAUCAACGUCACCAGGGCGCUGGGGCUCCCCGCCGUCUGCAACAAGCCCGCCAACAUCUCCGACUGCCCAAAGCUGCUGAAUCUGCCGCCCAACUCCGAGGAGGCGCAGGUCUUCGAGCAGUACGCGAAGCAGGCGGAGGCCCAAGGCUUGCCGAGUGCAACUGGUGGUGCGAGCGCGGCGACCGCGGGCCCGCAGAAGAACGGAGCUGCUGCCGGUCCCGCGACGCCGUGGUUGGGAGUGGGCAGGUUCGGUGGCGGCGCACGCGCGGUGGUGCUCUCCCUCGUCUCCGCGGCCGCCCCACUCGCCGUGCCUCUCUUGCUUCUGCUGGGAUAGCGGACGAAACGGCGCAGAGAAACGAGACGUGGUGUUGCCGGCUCGUGGUCUCUAUUGGUGAUCGUAACAUGACGAUUGAUGUGCGUGCGUGCGUGGGUGCCGCUGUGAUUCUCGUGUCAAAAAAGGAAAUGAGCUUCGAUAAAAGGACUUGUACCGUAUUACACUCACAUGUUUUGA